AUGACCACCACCGCUCCCUACAAAAUCGCCAAUCCCUUCAGAAUCGCCAUCAUUGGAUCUGGAAACUGGGGAACUGCCGUCGCCAAAUUGGUGGCGGAAAACACCAACGAGAAGCCAGAACUCUUUGAAAGAGACGUCAACAUGUGGGUGUUCGAAGAAGAGGUCAACGGCAAGAAGUUGACUGAAAUCAUCAACACCGAGCACGAAAACGUCAAGUACUUGCCAGAAGUCAAGUUGCCUGAAAACUUGGUGGCCAAGCCUGACAUUGUCGAAACCGUCAAGGACGCCGACUUGUUGAUCUUCAACAUCCCCCACCAGUUCUUGGGCAGAAUCUGCAAGCAAUUGGUGGGCCAAGUCAAGCCAUCGGUCAGAGCCAUCUCCUGCUUAAAGGGGUUGGAAGUCGGCCCCGAAGGCUGCAAAUUGUUGUCCCAGUCCAUCACCGACACCUUGGGCAUCCACUGUGGUGUGUUGUCCGGUGCCAACAUCGCCAACGAGGUUGCCAGACAAAGAUGGUCCGAGACCUCCAUUGCCUACACUUUGCCCAAGGACUUCAAGGGUGAGGGUCAAGACAUCGACGACUACGUCUUGAAGCAAGCCUUCCACAGACCAUACUUCCACGUCAACGUCAUCGAGGACGUGGUGGGUGCCUCUAUUGCCGGUGCCUUGAAGAAUGUUGUCGCCAUCGCCGCUGGUUUCGUCGAGGGUGCUGGAUGGGGUGAUAACGCCAAGGCUGCCAUCAUGAGAAUUGGCUUGAAGGAAACCAUCCACUUUGCCUCCUACUGGCAAAAGUUCGGAAUCAAGGCCUCCACUCCUCCCAACCCAUCCACCUUCACCGAAGAGAGUGCUGGUGUUGCUGACUUGAUCACCACCUGUUCUGGAGGUAGAAACGUCAGAGUUGCCAAGUACAUGGUUGAACACAAGGUAGAUGCCUGGGAAGCCGAAAAGACCUUGUUGAACGGCCAAUCCUCCCAGGGUAUUUUGACUGCCAAGGAAGUCCACGAAUUGUUGGAGAGUUUCAAAUUGCAACACGAAUUCCCCUUGUUCGAGGCCACCUACAAAGUCAUCUACGAAAACGCCGAUGUCAACGAAUUUCCAGAGUUGUUGGAGUAA
Messenger RNA from Suhomyces tanzawaensis NRRL Y-17324, 1110 nucleotides. It is a transcript of the gene GPD2, whose product is annotated as Gpd2p. Bases 1 to 1110 code for a protein of 369 amino acids. Gene Ontology annotation, biological process: glycerol-3-phosphate catabolic process; carbohydrate metabolic process. Lineage: Eukaryota; Fungi; Ascomycota; Pichiomycetes; Serinales; Debaryomycetaceae. The record is from RefSeq and is a predicted model, not a curated record. Gene Ontology annotation, cellular component: nucleus; glycerol-3-phosphate dehydrogenase (FAD) complex; cytosol. Gene Ontology annotation, molecular function: protein homodimerization activity; NAD binding; glycerol-3-phosphate dehydrogenase [NAD(P)+] activity. The transcript has a single exon.